AUGUUUAUCCAACCUCAAAAAGACUAUGGACUUACUUGUCAAACUAGGCUUCAAGUUAAAUCUAGAAAAGAGUGUUCUCGAACCAACUCAAUCAAUUACUUUUCUCGGAUUACAAAUCGAUUCGGUAUCAAUGAAGCUUCUUGUUCCCAAAGAAAAGAAGAAAAGUGUCAUCAAAGAAAUAAGAAACUUUUUAAAACUAGAUUGUUGCUCCCCAAGAAAGCUUGCUGGUUUAAAAGGAAAGUUAAUCGCACUGAAAGAUGCAGUCAUCCCAUUCAGACUUUACACUCGUCGAACAAACAAGUUUCACUCUCAGUGUCUGACUCUAGCCAAUGGAGAUUGGGAUCAAUCAUUCCCCAUUCCUCAAGAGGUCAAGUCAGAGAUUUCACAUUGGUUAACAGUUCUAAACCAAUGGAAUGGAAAAGAAAUCAGUCUGUUUCCAAGUUACGACUAUGUUCUUACAACCGAUGCCUCGGAAUCAGGUGCAGGUGCCACACUCAAGAAAGGAAACAAGGUAAUCAAAACUUGGUCAUUCCAGUGGUCAACAACUCAAUCAAACAUGUCGUCAAAUCGUCGAGAAAUGCUCGCGCUGCUAAUGGCCUAUCAAGCGCUAUGUCGGAAACUGAACAACUGCAAGCUGAAGAUUCAAACCGACAACACUACCACUCUCUCUUACAUCAAUCGCCAGGGUGGUCAGAUACAGGAUCUCUCAGUUCUAUUCGAACAACUAUGGAAACAAUGCCUCAAGAAGAAAGUGAACUUGAUUGGAGAGCAUAUUCCAGGAUUCUUCAAUGUAAAAGCCGACUACCUCAGUCGUCUUUCAGAGAUGAAUCACAAAUCAUCGACCAGAGUAAUCAAGAGUUACAACUGGCAACUGAAGAAGGAAGUGUUCAAUCGCAUCCAACUCCAAUUCGGUCAAAUACAGAUGGAUCUGUUCGCAUCUCAUCUCAACCAUCAAACGAACAACUACUCAACAAUCAGAAUGAAUGCACUCCACCUCGAUUGGAGUCAAUGGAAGCAAUGUCUAGCCUUCCCACCACCCAUUCUUUUGCCUUCUAUCCUGGAGAAGAUGAAUUCAUCCAGUUCGAAGAAGGUUUCUAUAAUACUGAUCUUCCCAAUCUGGAGAUCAGCAACUUGGUAUCCGAUGAUUCAAGCUCAAGUUCCUCGUCAUCAUCGUCACAUGUUUCCUCAAAUACUGGGAACAUUCCAAGAAGUAUUGACCAAACAAUCAGUAGAGUCGAUACCAAUCCAGAUUCAACAACGUUGGAAGCUGGGGAUUAUUCAACUUUCCAAUCUCAUGUAAUGUCAUUCGCUCGUACAACAAAUACAAAAACAGCUGAGCUGUUAAUGAAGUCUUGGGAACCUUCAACUCUCAAAGUAUAUAGCUCCAGUUAUACAAGAUUCCGCAAUUUCUGUACUUUGAACUCUUUGAAUCCAGCAAACAUUACCUUAGUUGUUUUCAUGGAUUAUCUUACACAUCUGUUCAAGCACAAACCUCCGUUAGCCUUCUCAACAAUUAACGGUCAUCGCUCUAUGUUGAAUCAGUUGUUACUCCUUAGGAAUCAAACUGAUAUUGUUAAUGAUCCAUUCAUUACAAGAAUUAUGACUGGUAUUCACAAGUUGCGCCCUUCAUCAGCAAAGUAUAAAGAGAUAUGGGAUGCAAAUCAAGUAUUCAAGCACUUAUCUACUAUCAAAGUCAUCCCUAAGUACACAUACACUUAA
Dictyostelium discoideum AX4 is the source of this 1719-nucleotide messenger RNA. RefSeq lists its product as hypothetical. Lineage: Eukaryota; Evosea; Eumycetozoa; Dictyosteliales; Dictyosteliaceae. The record is from RefSeq and is a predicted model, not a curated record. The transcript has a single exon. Bases 1 to 1719 code for a protein of 572 amino acids.